CCCUCUGCUUAACCGCCACGUGGAAAUCUUUGAUUCCCGCUUCAUCCUGCCCGCCCUUUCCUCCUAUAACUACACUCUUCAUCUUCUCCCUCUGCCUCUUCCUUUCGCUUCUUCUCCAUUCGCCGUCGGUUUAUCGGCGAUAAUUUAAUUUAAUUUAUAAAUAUCAGCAAAAUUAUAUUUUCCUUUUAUUUUGUAAAUAUUUUCCCGUUACACUCAGGCGCAUUCAUGACCGUUCGAUCUUCCUCCUGAUCCGGGUUGUAAAUUUAUCAGCAAUUAUUUAGCGAAUUUCAACGGAGCAUCGGAGCCCGUGACGCGUUGUCAAGAAAUGUCGGGUCCACUAGAUCGGUUCGCCAGGCCUUGCUUUGAGGGGUUUUCAGGUAGUGAUGAGAGGAGGGAAAGAAAAUCGGAUUUUGAAAACUCUGAGGAUGAAAGGCGCUCAAGGAUUGGAUCUUUGAAGAAGAAAGCCUUAAAUGCUUCCUCUAAAUUCAGGCAUUCUCUGAAGAAAAAGAGCGGUAGAAGGAAAAGUGAUGUGCGCGUUAGCUCUGUUUCAAUUGAGGAUGUGCGUGAUGUUGAGGAGCUACAGGCUGUUGAUGCAUUUCGGCAAUCUCUAAUUAUGGAUGAGAUGCUUCCUGAAAGACAUGAUGACUAUCACAUGAUGUUAAGGUUCUUAAAAGCAAGGAAGUUUGAUAUCGAGAAAGCAAAACACAUGUGGGCUGAUUUGCUUCAAUGGAGAAAGGAUUUUGGUGCUGACACUAUUCUGGAGGAUUUUGAAUUUAAAGAAUUAAAUGAAGUUUUGAAGUAUUACCCUCAUGGAUAUCAUGGGGUGGAUAAGGAGGGAAGGCCUGUUUACAUUGAAAGACUGGGGAAAGUUGAUCCUAACAAACUUAUGCAAGUUACUACUAUGGAUCGGUAUGUCAAGUAUCAUGUUCAAGAGUUUGAAAAAUCCUUUGCGGUAAAGUUUCCAGCUUGUACCAUUGCUGCAAAGAGGCAUAUCGAUUCAAGUACAACAAUUUUAGAUGUUCAAGGAGUGGGAUUAAAGAAUUUCACCAAGUCAGCACGGGAUCUCAUAAUGCGGCUUCAAAAAAUUGAUAGUGAUAAUUAUCCUGAGACUCUUUGCCAAAUGUUUAUCAUCAAUGCGGGCCCUGGAUUUAGGCUGCUAUGGAAUACAGUGAAAUCUUUUCUAGAUCCAAAAACAACUUCCAAGAUUCAUGUUCUUGGAAACAAGUACCAGAGCAAAUUGCUUGAGAUAAUUGAUGCCAGUGAAUUGCCAGAAUUUCUGGGCGGUACCUGUACUUGUGCUGAUCAGGGUGGUUGCCUUCGAUCUGAUAAGGGACCAUGGAAAAACCCAGAAAUAUUGAAGAUGGUCCUUAAUGGAGAAGCAUGUCGUGGCAGGCAAGUUGUGAAAAUUUUAAACAGCGAAGGGAAAGUUAUUGCUUAUGCUAAGCCUAAUUACCCAAUGCAGUUGAAGGGUAGUGAUACGUCCACUGCUGAGUCAGGAUCUGAGGCAGAAGACAUAGCUUCCCCUAAGGCAAUAAGGAGUUAUUCACAUCUUAGAUUGACUCCCGUUCGUGAAGAAGCUAAGGUCGCUGGGAAACCAGGUUAUGUUGGUAGCUUUGCUGGGUAUGAUGAAUAUGUUCCAAUGGUUGACAAAGCUGUUGAUGCUGUUUGGAAGAAGCAAGCAUCUCUGCAGAUGCCCUCUGCUUCCAAAGGAACUCUUUCACAACCUGUCACUUCAAAGGCACCCGAAGGAAUCCGUGCUCGGUUUAUGGUUGCAUUCAUGGCAUUCUUCAUGACACUCUUAACUCUCUUCCGUUCAGUUGCUUCCCGUGUAACGAAAAGACUUCCUGAUGCAACAUCUGAUCAUGGUUUUAAUAUUCCCAAACCUGCUGUUGAGACUCAAAAGGAGGAGUUUCGGCCACCAUCACCAGGUCCAUCUUUUACUGAAGCAGAUCUCAUUUCCUCUGUAAUGAAAAGAUUGGGUGAGCUUGAAGAGAAAGUUGAAACCCUUCAAUCGAAACCAUCUGAGAUGCCUUAUGAGAAAGAGGAAUUGCUGAAUGCUGCAGUUUGUCGUGUAGAUGCUCUUGAAGCAGAGCUGAUUGCUACCAAGAAGGCGCUUCAUGAAGCUUUGAUGAGACAAGAAGAAUUGCUUGCAUACAUAGACAGGCAAGAAGAUGCGAAGCUCAGGAAAAAGAAGUUUUGCCUGUGAUGUGGUUUGUCAAUGGGAGGAGGAAUACAUCAACUGCCUGGCUGUUUCUCAAUCACAACAAGUACAUACUAGCAGUUAAUGUUGAACCGACCAUGUUGAUCAUCCGAGCGUAUACUACUGCAACAACUUAAUUACAUAUAAACUCAAGCCCCAAUGCCCAUCCUGCUGUAAGCGAGGCAAAUUUAUGAAAACUUAUGCAGAAUGAUGUUUCAAACUAUGGUUUGUUUUGUUUAUUCCUUUUUGACAUAUUGUGAUACUUGGAAUGAGCACGCUUAAUUUAACGAGAUUUAUCUAUAAUAUAUUCAGUUGCUGUCUUUCUGCAA
Mangifera indica (mango) is the source of this 2529-nucleotide messenger RNA. RefSeq names its product phosphatidylinositol/phosphatidylcholine transfer protein SFH8-like. Lineage: Eukaryota; Viridiplantae; Streptophyta; Magnoliopsida; Sapindales; Anacardiaceae. The record is from RefSeq and is a predicted model, not a curated record. The coding region runs from base 326 to 2206 and encodes 626 amino acids. The transcript has 15 exons.